This is a messenger RNA of Suillus paluster, 1158 nucleotides long. RefSeq lists its product as uncharacterized. Gene Ontology annotation, molecular function: oxidoreductase activity; nucleotide binding. Gene Ontology annotation, biological process: NADPH regeneration. The record is from RefSeq and is a predicted model, not a curated record. NCBI's taxonomy places the organism in Eukaryota, Fungi, Basidiomycota, Agaricomycetes, Boletales, Suillaceae. Bases 1 to 1158 code for a protein of 385 amino acids. Gene Ontology annotation, cellular component: cytoplasm. The transcript has 5 exons.
AUGUCAGCUUCAAACAUGGGAACUGCUAUUCUUGGCGCGGGUAUCUUUGUUAAGGAAGCACACCUUCCUGCACUACAAACGCUUGGCCCUCUCGCGCCAAAGCUCAAAGCCGUUUACUCGCGGUCAGAGAAGAGUGCUCGUGAAAUCGCCACCGAAGCAACAGCCCUCCUCAACACUACCCCUGAUGUUUACUUUGACGGAAAUCCAUCUUUAAAUCUUGAUGCACUUCUCGCCAGGUCCGACAUUUCUUCCGUUAUCAUCGUCCUCCCAAUCACCCAACAGCCGUCCAUCGUCUUCAAAGCACUCGCCGCAGGCAAACACGUGCUGAGUGAAAAGCCCAUUGCAGCAGACGUGGCGUCUGGUGCAAAAUUGAUCGCUCAGUAUGAAGCGCAGUAUAAGCCCAUGGGGCUCAUGUGGAGAGUAGCCGAAAAUUGGGAGGUUGAGCCAGGGCACAUUGCAGCUGGCCGUGCUAUUGCCGCUGGCAAGAUAGGAAAAGUCACAUUCUUCAGCUCUCGUACCGUCAACUUUAUGAACAAGGAUUCAAAAUGGUACAAGACCCCAUGGAGGACUAUUCCGGACAUUUGGCCCGUCUCCGGUUCCAUUGGAUUGAAUCAGUAUCAAGGAGGCUUCCUGCUUGAUGCCGGUGUGCACUCCGCCGCAGCGCUUCGUGUCAUACUCCCAAGUGCGAUGACUCACUUGUCCGGGUUUGCAUCGCUCAACAAGGAAUGGCUUGCGCCCCACGAUACCAUUAACACGAUCAUAAAAAACGCGGAUGGCUCGCAUGGCAUUUUCGAGCUUAGUUUCGCUGCACCCAGCCCAUCUCGUUCCGACGUAGGUGGCGGUAUUGUCAUUACCGGCACAGAUGGCUGGGUUCAGGUGCAGCUCAUACACAACGUCGAACAGCCCGUUUUUCGCAUCACUAUUAAGUCGGCCACCCGCGAUGCAAACGGUGUGCUUGGCCCCGAGAAGGAGGAGGUUAUUGAUGAGCCGCUCAGAGGCGUGGAAUUGGAGCAGGCGAGCUUCUUUGCAGCAUUAGAAGGAAAAGAUGAUGGUCUAGGUAGCCUCCUCGGUGCAUUGAAGGACGUCGCGAUUAUCGAGGCUGCCUUGAAGAGUGGUGGUGAACUCAUUGAUCUCGAGAAACUCGUCAGCCAAUCCUAG